Molecule: messenger RNA, 1467 nt
Organism: Aspergillus novofumigatus IBT 16806
Lineage: Eukaryota; Fungi; Ascomycota; Eurotiomycetes; Eurotiales; Aspergillaceae
Product: transcription factor domain-containing protein
Exons: 4
Coding region: 1-1467 (488 amino acids)
Biological process (GO): DNA-templated transcription
Molecular function (GO): zinc ion binding; DNA binding
Source: RefSeq, a predicted model, not a curated record
AUGCCAGCAGUCAUCAGAGCAUGCAUUAUCUGUCACAAGAGAAAGCCUGUCCCCCUCCAGGGAGGACCCCGCACCGCAUACAGUCCCGCCGCUGCCGUCUCCGCUGAAAAAAGCUACAGCGGCCGCAGCGAGUAUCUGAGCGGGAGUGUGCCCUUCGAUGAGACCUUGGUACAGUCCGGCCAGGAUGCCCUCGACACCGACAACCACGAGGACAUGCAGCUGUUCCAGAACCAGCGGGUGUUUGAUCUACCGCCCAAGCCCGUCCAGGACCAUCUCAUCGACUGCUUUAUGCGGUACUGUGCGCCAUGGACGCCGAUUAUCGACCCGGAAUGGUUAACCGCGGAGACCCCGUCGCCGCUAUUGUUGCAGGCCGUCCUGCUAGCGGGGAGUCGGGUCUCUGCGCCCUCGGACGAAGUGGCGAGCAAGGACUUUUACCGCAAGGCGAAGCUGCUCUACUUCUUCGGGAGCGGCAACAACUCGCUUAUCUCGAUCGUGUCGGCGUGCCUGCUGCACUGGUAUAAUCCCGUCGGACCGGAGAAGGUCUCAACUGACACAAGCGGGUUCUGGAUUCGCACGGCCGGCGCGAUGGCCUUUCAGAUCGGAUUGCACAAGGAGCCUGCGGCGAAUGCAAAGGACCGGGGGCUGCGGAGGAGGCUCUGGUGGGCAUUAGUUGUCCGCGAUAAUAUCAUCUCUGCCGGCACCGGACGCCCGCGGACCAUCAACCUCAGCGACAGCGACGUCCUCCCGCCGAGCGUGGAUGACUUUGACGUUCAAAACGACAAGGCCCAGCUUUUUGUGGCGUACACGACGAUCUGCCUGCUACUAGGCGACACAGUCGAAGGCUGUCUCCGCAAGACCAUGUCCCUGGACCGCCGCAGCCAGCUCGAAAACGCCCUCUACCGCUGGAUCAACCAAUCCCUCCCUUCGCUCCGCGCCGCAGCACCGCCGGACACUAUCUCCUCGACGCACGAGUUCGAAGUCAACCAGCUGCUAGUCGUCUACCUCGCCAUCUUGAUCAUCCUGCACCGCUCGCCCACGCCCAACAGCGUCCCCUCGGCUGCGUCACUCGUCGCGGCGUCCUGCAUCGCCGGGAUCUUCGAGGACUUUCAUCAGAAGGACCAACUGCAGUAUCUCGGUCCCAUCUUCGCGCUGUACGGGCUCAGCGCCGGGCUGUCGCUGCUCUCGGCGUAUCGAUACGAGCCGCUCAAGGAAACAGCCGAGUAUGAGCUGUCCAUUAUCAAGCUGUGUCUGCAGACGCUAUCGAAGCGCUGGCGCUCGGCGGUGGGCCCGAUCCGGGCGCUGGACAGGUUGACGGAGCAGGGGGAGAGGAUAGUUGCUAGUCAGGCCACGAGCCUGGAGACGGAAAAGCGCGAUGUGAUGCCCUUCGAUGGGUAUAUGGAUAUCUUGGACCAGAACUGGGAGGGGUCAGGGUUUGACUGGAGCGGGUCCUGGUUGUUGGAUAUUUGA